CUCGUCGAGUGCGCGAUGCUCUCGGCGCUGACCGGCCUCCUCUUCCACCUCUCCACGCUGUUCCGCCUGGACGCGUACUUCGGCGCGCUGUUUCCGCUGCCGAUCGUGAUCGCGGCCGCGAGGAACGGCCCCAAGGCGGCGUCCCGCGUCGCCGUCGUCACGUCCAUGCUGCUGUUCCUCAUCUCUGGGCCGUUGAGGGCGGUCAACUACUACUGCCUCCACGGAGCCAUGGCGUACUCGCUGGGAUGGGCGUGGACCAAGCGGUUCUCGUGGUGGGUGUCCAUACCGCUGAGCGCGACCGUUCGAUCAAUCGGCAUCUUCUGCUCGCUGAUGUUCACGAGUCUGGUGCUCAGGGAGAACGUGAUGCAGCUGAUGGUGACGCAGAUGAUGGGUCUGCUGGACCAGAUCGCGGCUAACAUUGGGAUGAGCUGGAUGCCAACGCUGGGGUGGGUGUGGGCCAUGGCGCUGUUCUUCGUGCUGCUCAACUCGCUGUCGUACGUGGUGAUACUUCACGCGGUGUUCACGAUCUUGCUU
Molecule: messenger RNA, 534 nt
Organism: Micromonas commoda
Lineage: Eukaryota; Viridiplantae; Chlorophyta; Mamiellophyceae; Mamiellales; Mamiellaceae
Exons: 1
Source: RefSeq, a predicted model, not a curated record